CCUUAUCGCUUUUGGUGUUAUAAUACGAGACAGCAUGGGUCGUUUUGGAAUAGUGUGUUUGUACAUAACAAGUUUGAUUUUCACUCAAAACCUGCGUCAUGUGAAGUGCCAAAGCCCCGCGCCUCUGACGACCUAUGACGGAUUGAUGACUAUGCUAACAUCAGGAUAUAGGGUACAUUACUUCUUCAACACGACUCUCUGUCAAUCCACGUCUGCCGACAUUCCACAGCAAAAAAAGCCGAUAUUUGGCGGGAAAAUCCAAUAUUUUGAAGCCUUUCCACCCAGGAAAUUCGACAAUGGCAAAAUUAUAUGGACACAGAUGUUGUACGUUCAGGAGGGAUGGGAGGGCUACAAUGAGAUUUUCAAUACUGACAUGAAAGACAUAUCCGUAUAUCCUGAUAAACCAAUCAAAAUCCUUCUGGACAGACCAACAGUUAACCUAAACGAUACCAGGGGCAUGCGCGGAGCCACUUGUCAGUGGGACGAAGGAAGACCUAGCGACACCAUCAACUUUUCUGUGUCGAAAAGUCCAGAACCAAAAUUGGUAACGUCUUUCGACAAUUUAAAAACGAAAUUGAUAACAGGAGAGGAAAUCCGAAUGAUCACUAACACUUCGGGGUGCAAUUGUACGUACAAUGAUUGCAGAAAUCUGACUUUCGGUGGAGAUAUGAAAGACUUUCAGGUACAAGAUGAUGGCAGUGUGACGUUUUCUCUGUAUAAGCCGAUAUUUCUUGGUGUUCCUUUCGACCACCCGAUGUUUUACCGGGAUAUCACCUUUGGGUACUUAUUUCCUAACAGCACCACCAAGUUUGUCUACACUUAUCUGGACCCAACGGGAUGGUUCAUAUUAAACGAAAUCAACAUCACGUGUCCGUUCGGAACUUCCCAAGGACAUGCAAAUUUUUACACAUUUACGUAUUAACUCUAUUUACAAUUAAUAUCACAGUAACAAGAACAUGUAUUCAGAAUGUGGCAAAGCUAUAAAUAAUCCUUCUUUAUAGAAAA
This is a messenger RNA of Ostrea edulis (European flat oyster), 1005 nucleotides long. RefSeq lists its product as uncharacterized. The transcript has 5 exons. Bases 35 to 922 code for a protein of 295 amino acids. The record is from RefSeq and is a predicted model, not a curated record. Lineage: Eukaryota; Metazoa; Mollusca; Bivalvia; Ostreida; Ostreidae.